AUGUCGAGCCACCAUCCCGGAGAGGGCUGGUCGGAACGCAACCCAGUGCCUACUGUUCAGCAGUACAGAGAGGAGCAGGAAGCUCGUCUCCAGCAUCAGGAAGACCUGCGACGUGCUACUGCCACGGCCAAUGCUUCCAAGCUUGCCUCGAGCGACGCUGAUGAGGCUUCCCCUCGUGGAGCCUCCACUACUGGCGCUGCUCCUGCCAUUCAUAGCUCCCUCGAUGGGCUGAGGCAGCGUCACAGCACUCCCAACACCGAUCAGCCCACCGCAAAAGACAGCGCUCAUCGUAAUUCCACCACUUCUGAGCCUCCCAAGGAGGACAAAGUCCAAGACACCCCCGGAGGCGGCGUCGAAGAAAAGGAGCGCAUCAAGAAAGCGCAGGCUCCCAAAGGCAAGCCCAACGAAUUUGAAGCAAAGGGCGAGCGCGUUGUCACCGACCCCACCACGGGUAAAGACGUCCAGAUCCGCGAUGCUGCCGAGAAUGCAAAGAUCAGCCCAGACAAGCUCGACUCUCGAUACGGCCCAGGCUUUUCAUCCCACAUCCCCAAGGAUCCUUCCAAGCAUCAGACCCUUCACACGUCGCCCUAUCCCGCCGAGCCUUCCAACGUUUUGCUCUAUCGCUUCCCUGAACCUGCAAACAGCGAUAUCAUUCAGGGCAUGCAAUCCGCCUUCAACCAGCUCGCUAUCGGCCUCGGCGCCUCCUUGGCGCUCAUCUGGUUCUUCUUUGCCUUUGGCAAUGGAUGGUGGAAGUUCUUCAUUCGCACCACCAUCUUGCUCGUCGUCGGUUUCUGCGGAUGGACCGGCAUCCACCUCCAGUCGCGCAAAAUUGAAAAGGAGCACGACGCUAUCAGGGCCGAGAUGCACAAGCAGCGCGGUCAGAGCCUCUCACCUCCGAUGCCUGAGAGUGUCGAGUGGCUUAACGCUGCCAUCGCCUGUAUCUGGAAGCAGAUCAACCCAGACAUGUUUAUUCCCAUGGCCGACAUGGUCGAGGACAUCAUGCAGCAGUCUUUGCCUGGUUUCAUCGAUGCCGUCAAGAUUGACGACAUCGGUAUCGGUGAUAACCCGUUUCGUCUUGUCGCUAUGCGCGGUCUUUCGGAUAUGAUGAGCGACAAAGAAUACCCUCGCGAAGAGUGGAUCGACCAAGGCAAGAAGGACCAGCUCAAGGCCGAAGAGGAAAAGAACAAGAAACAGGAAAAGGAAAAAGUCAGCGAUGCCAAAAAGGAACUGGAAGACGCAGCCGAUGCCGAUGGCGACGGUAUCGCUGAUGACGACGAGUCCGGUGACUUUCUUAACUAUGAGAUUUCCUUUAGCUACUCGGCUCGUCCCGGCCAAUCCAACAAGGACAGGGCCAAGAACAUCCAUCUCAUGAUCGAAUUCUUCAUUGGCGCCUACGACCUCUUCCAGAUCCCUCUGCCCAUUUGGAUCCAGGUCGAGCACAUUUCCGGUACCAUCCGUUUGCGUGCCCAGAUGGUACAGCAACCGCCUUACAUCCGCAACCUCACUUUUACACUUAUGGGAGUCCCCAAGGUCGAAAUCUCGGCUAUUCCCAUGCUGAAAGCUCUGCCCAACGUUUUGGAUCUUCCGCUCAUCUCUGGUUUUGUCCAGUCGUCGAUCGCCGCUGCUGCCAACAUGUACGUCGCCCCCAAGAGCAUGACGCUCAACAUGGCCCAGAUACUCUCCGGCGACGGAAUCAAGAAGGAUACCGACGCCGUCGGUGUCCUCGUCGUCGAAAUCGAGUACGGUGAGGGUCUCAGUGCUCAGGACGCCAAUGGAAAGAGCGAUCCAUACGUCGUACUCGCCUUCGCCAAAUUCGGUCGACCGCUCUACAGUUCGCGCAUCAUCUUUGAGGAUCUCAACCCUGUCUGGCAAGAAACUGCCUUCUUGCUGGUCAGCAAGGACGACAUUCGUGCCAAUGAGUCGCUUUCGAUCCAGCUGUGGGACUCGGAUGCGCGAACCGCUGACGACAUUGUCGGACGUGUCAAUACGCCCAUCAAGGAUCUCAUUCGCAACGCCAACCACGUGCAAGACCGAACGGACAAGCUGAUGGGCUUCGAAGAUGCUGACAAUAUGCCCGGCGAACUCAAGUGGAAAGUUGCCUUCUACGAAAAGGCCGAAUUCAACAUGGCGCUCGUGCCCAAAAAGAAGAAGGAAGACAUGUCCCAGGUCGAAAAGGAAACGCAGCGAGGCGAAGGCUCUGCCAUCGACUCGGCCGACGAGAAGAUUGCGCUUCACUGUCCUCCCGACCCAGAGUACCCUUCGGGUAUCCUGAGCAUCAUUGUCCACCACAUUUCCGGUCUCGAGAACCGAGACGUCGAAAAGGGUGUCAUGGGCAAGGAGCGCGAGGGCACGCAUGGACAAGACGUCGAUGCCAAAGCCGGUGAAGGUAAAGCGCUGCCCAGCGGUUACGUCGAAUUCAUCGUCAACGACGACAUCAUCUACAAGACGCGCGUCAAGCAGUACACCAACAUGCCCUUCUACGAAGCCGGUACAGAGACGUUUUUGCGUGACUGGACGCGCACCGAGGUGCGUCUUGCGGUUCGAGACGCUCGUCUGCGCGAGCACGACCCUAUCAUGGGCAUCGUGUCGAUGGACCUAACUCAGGUGUUUAGCGAGUCGUCGCAAGUGACCCAGUCGUUUUCGCUUCAGGACGGUGUCGGGUUCGGCAAGGUGCACUGCAGCCUGGUGUUCCGGAGCAUCAAGGCUCAGUUGCCCAAGAAUCUGCUCGGCUGGGACACUGCUACUGUCGAGCUGCUCUCGGAAAUUGAAAUUUCUGGAGACGAAAAGCUCAAGACCAAAAAGAUCAAGGUUUCCACGGGAGACGACACGCAAAAGAUCUAUCCUGGCCAACACAUUCCCGAUGACGCCGACACGCUUGUCCGCCUGCCCGUAUACGACCGCUACAGUUCUCUGCUCACCUUCGACUUGGGCGGCGGCGGACUAUCGCUGGGUCCGCUCGGCGGCAAGCCCGACGCUGUCGCUGUCGCAGCGCUGUGCGAUAUUCCCGAUGGAGAAAUCGUCGAUCUCGAACUCGACAUUCUCGGCGGUGACAACCUCGGCACGCUCAAGCGUAACUACAUCAACGAGCAGACGCGCAAGACGCACAAGUACGAAGUUGUGGGCAAGCUUCGGGUCAAGGUUCGCAUCGACGCCGGCCUCGAUGAUGACCACUUGCGUCUGGUCGAACGUUCCAGCGGUCGCAAAGACAGGCACGAAUUUGACGUAUACAACCGUCUCGAGGGGAUGCCGAACCGAGCAGUGGAGAAUUCACACGCCAACGAUGACGGUGUCAUUGAUCGCAAGGAGCAGAAGCAGAUUGACAGAAGUAAGCGCGAGGCGCUGCACUCGAGACACCGCGGUGCAAUGGGUUACGGUGGUGCUAGGACGGCAGUCUGGGCCAAAGACGGAAUCAGGGAUAGGAUCCGCAGGGUGUCUUCCAAGAUUUCAGGUAAGAAGGGUCGCGAUCAGACGAUCAAAUCUGAGGCCUGA
This is a messenger RNA of Mycosarcoma maydis (corn smut), 3489 nucleotides long. RefSeq lists its product as uncharacterized. Gene Ontology annotation, molecular function: lipid binding. Bases 1 to 3489 code for a protein of 1162 amino acids. The record is from RefSeq and is a predicted model, not a curated record. NCBI's taxonomy places the organism in Eukaryota, Fungi, Basidiomycota, Ustilaginomycetes, Ustilaginales. The transcript has a single exon.